AUGUCAGCCUACGACGCCAUCGAUACCUCCAACUGGGCCCCGGGUACGCGCUACUUCACCAAGAUCACAGACACAGACCAUGCUGGAUGGCUCUACAUCAUCACCUUGCUGUCUUUUGUCUACGCUCUCGUCGCUCUGGCCAUCCGCUUCGCUGCCAAGUAUGGUAUGAUGGAAGUGCAACAGCAUCCUCGCGUCAGACAGACUGCUGAUCUUCCAAGGCAUGUACGGACAUGACGACUGGGCGCUUCUCGGAUCCACCGGCCUCGCCAUAGGACAGUAUGUAUCCGUUCUGGCUGCGCUCAGCAAAGGCCUAGGCAAGAGUCAAACCCUCCUCGGCAUUCAUCGCUUGCUGGAGCUGCAGCGCGUAAGCAUCUUCUUCAUCCGAGAAGCUGAUCUUGCCGCUGAUUCUUUCCAACCCAGUAUGCAGCCGCUCACGCCUAUCUCUUCGUCCUAGCACAUUGCGCCUCCAAGCUCUCAACAGCAGUCCUCACCAAACGACUGUUCGACAAUGGAUCCCGACGCAACAUCUACACCUGUUGGGCACUCAUCAUAUCCAGUCUCUUCUUCGGUUUCGUCGGCAUCCUCUGCCUUUCCUCGGCAUGCUCCAAUCCCUACGCAGACACAUGCAGGCACCGAGUAAGUGUAUCAAUCCCUCCAAAACAUCCAAAACAUCCAGCUGCUAACUCUCAUAACCAUCAAACAGUUCGCCCGCUGGCAAAUCAUCCUGGCAAUCGACAUCAUCACCGAAGUCAUGCUCGUAGCGAUCCCCCUCACCCUCAUCUGCGACAUCCUCAUCAAGAGAUCCGCCAAGAUCACCGUCCUCGCCGUCUUCGGCGCCCGUCUCGUCGACAUCGUCUUCGCAUCGAUGAACCUCCACCGCAUCGCCCUUCUGGAAGGCACCCACGACAAAGCACUCGCCGUCGUGCCCUCCAUGAUGUGGACCCAAGCCGAACUCCUCUGGUCCAUCGUCUCGGCCUCCCUCCCCUGCCUGAAGACCUUCAUGCGUCCCUUCGACAAGAUCGACGACGACGGCGGCGGCGUGUGGAACUCCACCCAAGCAAACGGAUACCCUUCGACGGGGGCCAGGAGCUGGAGAGUAGGCGGGGAUCUGACAUGGGAUAAGGAAUCCGGGAUCUUACCCGAGGGGAAUUGCAGAAGGGCCGCCGCGGCCUCGACGUCGGGAUUCCGUCCGGAGAACGUGAGUCAUGAUGUCGUUAUCAGCCAUUUUGUCGACGGGGAGGAGACGCGGAGGAGUUGGGGCAGUCAGGAACAUAUCAUCAAGCAGUCUACGCAGGUGGAAAUCACGAGGGAAGGCGGUGGAGGUGGUGGUGGUGUUGGUGGUGGUGGGAGGGACCCGUACGAGAUUCCAUGA
Lecanosticta acicola is the source of this 1372-nucleotide messenger RNA. NCBI's taxonomy places the organism in Eukaryota, Fungi, Ascomycota, Dothideomycetes, Mycosphaerellales, Mycosphaerellaceae. The record is from the annotation of a GenBank genome assembly.